This is a messenger RNA of Myodes glareolus (Bank vole), 969 nucleotides long. The record is from RefSeq and is a predicted model, not a curated record. NCBI's taxonomy places the organism in Eukaryota, Metazoa, Chordata, Mammalia, Rodentia, Cricetidae.
AUGAAUCCUAAACUCUGUGCAGAGCUAAAUGAUGGCCACCACAUUCCUGUUCUUGGCUUUGGAACUUAUGAUCCAGAAGAGGUUCCUAAGAGUAUGAUUACAGAGGCCACCAAAAUAGCUAUAGAUGCUGGAUUUCGCCAUAUUGAUGCAGCCUAUAUGUACCAAAAUGAGGAAGAAGUAGGACUGGCCAUCCGUGACAAGAUUGCUUAUGGUACUGUGAAGUGAGAAGAUAUAUUCUAUACUUCAAAGCUCCCCUCCACGUGCCAUAGGCCAGAACUGGUCCGGUUUUGUUUGGAAAAGUCACUGAAAAAGCUUCAGCUGGACUAUGUUGACCUCUAUCUUAUUCAUUUCCCAGUGCCAAUGAAGCCUGACAACAAUCUUAAUCCAACAGUUGAAAAUGGGAAAAUAUUAUUUGAUACAGUGGAUCUCCAUGACACUUGGGAGGCCAUGGAGAAGUGUAAGGAUGCAGGGCUGGCCAAGUCCAUUGGGGUGUCCAACUUUAACCGCAGGCAGCUGGAGAUGAUCCUGAACAAGCCAGGGCUCAAGCACAAGCCUGUGUGCAACCAGGUAGAAUGCCAUCCAUAUCUCAACCAGAGCAAGCUCUUGGAUUACUGCAAGUCAAACGACAUUGUUCUGGUUGCUUAUGGUGCUCUAGGAACCCAACGAUAUAAGAACUGGGUAGAUGAGAAUGCCCCAUAUCUCUUGGAAGAUCCAAUUCUUGGUGCUAUGGCUGAGAAGUACAAAAAAACUCCAGUCCUAAUUUCCCUCCGUUAUCUACUGCAGCGUGAGACUGUGGUUGUUGCCAAGAGUUUCAAUGAGAAGCGGAUCAAAGAGAAUAUGAAGGUUUUUGAGUUCCAGUUGCCAGAAGAGGACAUGACAGUUAUUGAUAACCUGAACAAAAAAUACCGAUAUUCUACUGCUAAUAUUACUUCUGCCCACCAGGACUAUCCAUAUUCAGAUGAAUAUUAA